Messenger RNA from Histoplasma mississippiense, 744 nucleotides. RefSeq lists its product with no specific name. The coding region runs from base 1 to 744 and encodes 247 amino acids. The record is from RefSeq and is a predicted model, not a curated record. NCBI's taxonomy places the organism in Eukaryota, Fungi, Ascomycota, Eurotiomycetes, Onygenales, Ajellomycetaceae. The transcript has a single exon.
AUGCCGCUUUCAAAGGAGCCUCUACGGCCGAACUCACUCCAGCUACGCGGCUUCCAUGUGGAUAGAGUUAAAUCUGUCAGCGACGUAUUGGAAUACAGACUCACUGGCUCAUUUCCCUUUCAAGACUUGUGGGAUCAAAUGUUCAGCUUCCCGAUAGACCAAUCCCAGAUGGCUGUGUACCAUGACAAAACCCCUCUGGUAAUGGCCUUCAGCCUUACAUUGCUUGCGGCCCCAUUGGGAGCGGCAAUGGGUGAUAUUAAUCAGCUGAUGGGUGAUAAGGAAGGCUUAACAAAAGAGAGGUUUAUGCAGCAGGGCAAAGCGGACGCUGCUGCCUACCUUCUAUCCAACAUCCUUAUAGCCGAUAACCUUUCAAUAACAUACGGCCCUCAGAAGGACAUUCUCCUUGACCACCUUUGCAGCCUUGCGACGGUGGAUGCUGGUGAAGGAGGAGCUGAUGCUGAUCGAUUCGAGCGUGGUGUGAGAUCUAUAUGUUUCCAUCGCCGCUUCUAUAUUACAGAGAAGGGUUAUUUAGGUAUCGACCCUCAGAUGAUGCGUCCUGGUGAUGAAGUCUGUGUGCUUUUUGGAGGCCGCAUUCCAUUUAUCUUACGUCGUACGCCGGACCACCAUCUCUUCAUCGGAGACACAUAUAUCCACGAACAUGAUGUUAUGUGGGGAAAGAUAACUGAGGGCAUUAAACGUCGCGGAGAAACUGAUUUCCCUGUAUUCCUAUAUGAAAUGAAAUGA